AUGAGCGCUUUGUUGCCGAACUUGAAGGGAGGAAGCCUCACGAAGCCCUUCUUCGACUCCUUGGCGUGUCACGACGCCAUCGCCUCGGGUGCCAGUUGCCAGGUCUGCGAGACGAAGUUCAAACACUGCCGAGGGCAUUACGUCUACGAGCCCUUCACCGUGGUGUUCUUGGAGGCUCUGGUCACGGUGGCGCUGGGGGUCUUGGCGACCUUUUGCAUGCUCCCGGUUCGGCGUUCCGUGAGGCUCCUCUUCAACUGGUCAUCCAUCCGACGUGUUUUGCCUGUGGGCGCCACGUAUGCUUUGGGUGAUUUGAUGGACUUGGCUGCAGCCCGGAACGUGUCAGGUACCACCCUGCUGGUGGCGGCGCAACUGAGGUUACCUCUUUGUGCCCUGCUGCGUUGGAUUCUGCUGGGGCGGAACCAAUCCGCGCUGCAGUGGCUCAUGCUGUUGGUGAUCUCCUUCCUUUGUGUUGGGCAUGUGGUGCAUGAUUUGGGCGACACCAUGGCCGCUGGGCAGGUCGGGCACGAAGGCUCCUGGAUCGCUGCAUCACCGGAACAGCUGCUGGUCGCGCUGCCCUUGAUCUUGGGCAAGAGCUUGAUCAGCUGUGGUGGAGCGGUGCAUGCGGAGUACUUCUUGCAACGGGAUGCUGAAGAGGUGCCUUUGUGGGUGACCCAGGUGCAUUUCAAGUCCGCCACAAUGUUGGGGGCCUUAGGAGUGGCUUGGGCACAAGGCGCUGUGAGCGGCAAGAUCCUCUCCAACCGUUGGGACGGAGAGGUCUUUGGACAUUUGCCCGUAGGAGUCCUCCCUGGUGAUUGGAGGAUGCCCUUCUUUGGAGGCUGGGACUGCAAUACGUGGCUUUUAGCCGCCUGUUUGAUCCUCAACAACUUCCUGGUCGCCGACCAGAUGCGACGCCUCACCUCCGUCGCCAAGUACGUGGCCUAUGCUUUUGGGCUUGUUUUUAGCUAUCUCGCUCAGCUCUGUGAGGGACGAGAUUUGAGCUUCUUUCAAGCCUUCUCCUGCUUUGGCAUUGCCUUGAUGGCCGUUGCACCUCGGCCAAACCCAUGA
Durusdinium trenchii is the source of this 1065-nucleotide messenger RNA. The record is from the annotation of a GenBank genome assembly. NCBI's taxonomy places the organism in Eukaryota, Dinophyceae, Suessiales, Symbiodiniaceae.